AUGUCUCAAACCUCUCAAUUGAGCUCACUACAAGCAUCGGACAAGAGGCCCUGCAGCUUGGCCGCUGAGCUGAAUCGGCUGCCAUGGACAAACCCCGAACACUUUGCCACAGCAUCAAAGUGUGGGAUCCUCUUCCGUGAACAGUAUGAAGUAACUGGCAAGCUCCAUGACAUUGCGAGGGCAGUUUAUUAUGGGCGAUAUGUUGUCGCGCACAAGGACGGCAUCAUGCCAAAACUCCAGCUCAUACUGUCUCUCAAUAAACGUUUCACGCACGACCACAAUGAAGCAUUUCUCAACGAGAGUAUGAGCCUAGUCGAAAAUAUCAGGAUGUCUGGUAGCAUAUCGGAGCUUCGAUAUCGUGCCGGCGGUAUGAAUAUCUUACACUGCCUGUCACAAACGCGAAAGCUGCAUUACUUCUAUAAUGGAACCAGCGAGCGGACUACAGACCUGAGUGCACGGCUAUCUGCAGACUAUAAGCAUCAUAGAGAAAUGCCAUAUGAUGUACUUCUCCGUCGUGCUCAAGACAAUAAUCCUGGUGCAAACGUCAAUUCUCCAGAAGCUAAGCGGGCCGAUCGGCUUUGGCUGUGGUCUCAGCAACACAAAGUCGAGGAUGAGGAGGAUUUCCAAAGCGGUCUGGGAUAUUUGACGGAGGCAGAGAAGCUUGUGAAUAUCUAUUGUCCGAGCUUCUAUCAUAUCUAUCGGUCUAUCAUCGAUCUCCUACGUGAAUCAUACUUCAGCACCCUGAGAUUGGAGAGGCUCGACAAGGCCAUUGCAUAUACAAAGAAGGCUACGGAGGCAACCUCCGUUUCACCAACCAGAUGGCCAUAUUCUUCAGCGACCUUGGGUUACACUCUAAAUUGA
This is a messenger RNA of Trichoderma aggressivum f. europaeum, 861 nucleotides long. RefSeq lists its product as uncharacterized. Bases 1 to 861 code for a protein of 286 amino acids. The transcript has a single exon. The record is from RefSeq and is a predicted model, not a curated record. Lineage: Eukaryota; Fungi; Ascomycota; Sordariomycetes; Hypocreales; Hypocreaceae.